AUGGCCGUUUCUGCCUUGACUGGAAAAUCCGUCAAAUCUAUUAACCCUAGUGCGGUUUUGGAGCAUGUUGUUUUCUGUAAAAAUAGACCAUCUUUAGAUAAUUUUUCUAUUAUCUCCUCCGCAUCUAAUAAUUUUGAUUUGGAAUUGAAGGAAAGCUUGUUAAUCCUGUUGAAUUUGUCAAUUUUUCAAAAGGUCAUGAUAUUGAGAGUUGUGACUAUAGCGUUACUGUUCCUGAUUAGACUUAGAUUUCCAGGUGGUAAGUCCAUCAAUGAGGUUUUACGCGACCGUUACGGCAAUUUGAAAGUACAGCUGUGUAGAAAAUUUGAAAAAGUUGAUUAUAAACUCCGGAAAGCAAAGCUCGACCUUGAAUUUCUCGAAACAUGUUCUCAUCAUGGCUUAACUCCAAGAUUUUUGCAGUUUAAGUUGAGUAAUAAAGACUUACGAUCCUCCGAUGCUUAUAGACAAUGUCAAAACAGAUUAUUGAAUGAAGAAAUCUACAUUAAAAAGUCAACGAUACGGACGCUCGAAAAUCAGUUUAAUGUCCAUCGAAACUCGCUCAGAGCAUCUUUAUCAUAUUUGGAUUUCACUCACAUUACCUGCCUUUUCCUCGCUCGAAAUGACAGAAUCCUUGCUGCUAACGACGAAACCCAAAAGAAAAAACUGUUCAACCUUGGUUUGCAGUCUGUGCCAACAAAACAUGAUCCAGAUCGCGUAAUCCACAACUUUUCGUCACACAUUCUGUCCGAAGCUGAUAAAUCGUUGCUGGCCAGAGGUCUGAAUUAUGCAAUACCACCUUCAAAAGUCGAGUAUGCUGAUUAUAUGGUUUCCUUCGAAAAGCUCUAUCGUAAUGUUAAAAGUAUGGAAAUGUCGUCCGAAACAAGAGAUCUUUUAAAAUCGCGGAUGAAAGAUUGUGCUAUUUCAUCUUUUGAAAGUUACAAUUCCUCGAAGAAACCCAAAAACCUGAGCGAUGAAGAACUUGAAGCUCUGUUUUCUGAUAUUUUGAAUGACACAGCGAAGUUUGCAAAAGUUAAAUGUGAUAAAGAGAAGGAACUGAAUUUUAUCAUCAAUCAAGAGAAAAAAGUUACAGCAGUUUUGAAAACUUUGCUUCACAACGGUUCCUUGGAAAGAAGAUUACAUGAAAAACUUAAACCAACUGGGUCAAAGCUAGGAAUAUUAUAUGGUUUAUGUAAAAUUCACAAAUCUAUUGUUAACGGAAGUCCACCUUUUAGGCCCAUUUUAUCGGCUAUCGAUACACCCACCUACAAUUUGGCUAAGUUUCUUGUACCACUUUUGGCACCCUUAACAGUUAAUGAGUAUACUGUUUUCAACUCUUUUUCCUUUGCUGAAGAAAUUAGUAAACAGGACAGUAGUUUGUUUAUGGCUAGCCUAGAUGUUGAUUCUUUAUUUACAAAUAUUCCUUUGCAAGAAACUAUAGAUAUUUGUACUGAUUCUUUAUUUUCAGAGACUGACCCAGUCAGUAAUUUUUGCAAAAGUGAUUUUCGUAAACUCCUCUCUCUGGCCACAGAAAAUUCUUAUUUCACGUUUGACGGUCAACUAUUCAAGCAAGUCGAUGGGGAAAGCUUGCUGUUGAAUAAAUCAAAUGGACCCACAGAUCAUAAUUACAUAGGAUACUCAAAGUUGUUGUUAAAUUUGUCAACAAAUCCUGUUCUACCGCAGCUUUGGAGGCUGAUGUUAUGGGGACGCAAUCGGGACAUGCCAACAUUGUGA
This is a messenger RNA of Hydractinia symbiolongicarpus, 1728 nucleotides long. RefSeq lists its product as uncharacterized. NCBI's taxonomy places the organism in Eukaryota, Metazoa, Cnidaria, Hydrozoa, Anthoathecata, Hydractiniidae. Bases 1 to 1728 code for a protein of 575 amino acids. The record is from RefSeq and is a predicted model, not a curated record. The transcript is spliced from 6 exons.